This is a messenger RNA of Durusdinium trenchii, 2376 nucleotides long. The record is from the annotation of a GenBank genome assembly. NCBI's taxonomy places the organism in Eukaryota, Dinophyceae, Suessiales, Symbiodiniaceae.
UCCAUUCGUUGGACCCUCCUCGCGUGCCAUGACGAUGUUCUUCCUUACGCUGUUCCUAUUGGCGGAAUCGGCGGAGCACUGCGAAAACUGUGAGUCUACAGCCUUCCUGCUAUACCGAGAGGUGACUCACGGCUUGGAUCUGAUGACGACGAACACAACGAAAAGGAAUUGCGAGAAAUGCGUUUGCGAAUUUCUCGAUAGCAUCACACAGUGCGGCAGCUAUGAAGUUGACAAGGAUAUCGCGGAGUGCGAAUUGGAAGAGACGAAAUGCGGUUGGGAGAUAUUCAAACAUGGUCUGAAGUGCAUCUUGAAGCCGCAGAAAUGCAAGAAGUACGUUUGUAAGACUACCUGCAAAGUGGGGAAGAGCUGCUUCAAGAGGAUGCCUUUCGACCAGUGCCUAGAUGAGCUCGGACACAGCACCUCUGUGAAAACUGCCGUGAACGCCUUGAAGACGGCCAAGACCUUCAUUGUCAAAGACUUGAAACGAGAUGUGCUGCGUGGGCUGACGAGCGUAGGGAACGACUUGCUAGAGUUUCUCACUGGCACCUUCCCUAGAGAGAUUCAAACGCUUAUGGACAAGUUCAACGUCCUUGACAUGGCCAACUCAUUCCAGAAGAUGGUCAUCCAUAUUGUUGAGGAUUGCUAUGAUGGAUUGAUGUCCUUCUUCAAGAAGGUGAAGAAGAUCUUCAAAAAAGCCACGAAUGGUCCCUUAAAGCUUCCUCGGAACAAAGAUGGAGAGUACUGCGCGUUGAAGUGGGACAUGACGAUGUUCACCUACACGGACUGUGGCUUCUUUGAUGCUUGGGACAAGCUGCACUCACAUGUGUCAAAGCCCUACGACCACAACAUGUGGUCCACCUUUAAGAAGGACUUUGAGAGGAUGACUCGAGCUCUGGCAAACUGUGCCGUGCUGACGACGAAGAUCCCUAUCUGGAAGGACCUUGUGUUAACCAGGCUCACGCCCUUUCGGACGUUGCAAGAGAUGGACUUCUGUAUGCCAAAGCACAUCGCCGACGCGGCGGAGACCACAAUCAAUGCCUUGAUCUAUGCCAAGGAGCACACCUCGGACGUCUUCGAUGAGGUUAACACGGCGUUAAAGAAGCUUGAAGACUAUGCCACAGAGCUUCUCUCCAAGGACUUGCCCCUCUUCAAGCGUGGCAAUGUAAGCUUGUUCGAGAUGAAGAAGGUGUCUGCGAAAAAGGGCAUACGAGGAUUGGAGGAGUCCUUUAUGUGCAGCAACAAAAGCGCUUUAGGCAGGAACUAUGCCCUGAGCCUGCGGAUACAGGCAAAGUUGGGCCAGAUCGUCAAGAUCAAGAAAGUGGCCAUCUCGCAGUCGCACGCCAUUGGUUUUGGCAUCUACUUCGGCUGCCAGAAUUUGAAGUUCAAGGUUACGCGCUUCUUGAGCAUCCGCUGGUUGUCCGAGGGUAUUGGCUUUCCCAACAAGGACGAGGACAAAGCCAAGGUCGCAGCUGAAAUUCAGUUUAAGUGGUACCAUUCGGAAUUCCCAUGCUUCCCGGUCGUGCCGCUCAAGACGGAGGCAUCAUUCCGAGUGAAAUUGGGGCCCAAAUUUGACGCGGGAAAAGUCAAUCUGCGCACCUCCGUGACCUAUACAGUGCAGGACCUCUUGUCCUUUGAGCAGAAAGACACCUGGCCGCGUCGACGCGUUGGUCUCCCGGGUGAUAUGGGUGAUACAAAUUCGAGGAUGAAAUGAGUUGCCUGUGGGGGUUCCUUCCAGCUAAGGCGUCAGGCACUAACCAUAUGCAUCCCCCGAUGAUAAACUACAUGAAGGCUCGGUUAACGGCUCGGUUAACCUGUGUACAACCAUUUUUCAGUCAUGGAAGUUGCCAAUCUUUUGAAAACCUGCGCUCAUCGUUCGUGUUCAAUGACAGACGUCAUCUCGAAUGGCUUCCCCGCUACAGACUACAGGGCCGGUUGAAUUCAAGCUUGGUGCCCAGUGAGGUGGUGAUAGCUCGCCACUUUGCAAGGAUGUUCUCAAUUCUUUCUUAAGAUGUGUCCGCCCAUUUCUAUUCAUUUGUCUCCCGGGUGAUUUCUUUACUUUCCCAAACAGGUUACUGUUAGGGGUCCUCAAUGCUUUCUAGGUCACUGUGUCCGCCUUGUCUCCCUUCUGUUUCCUUUUGUCUCCCUUCUUGUCUCCCUUCUUGUUGCGCGCUGCCAACUGCCUUGCAAUCCUUUCCAUUUGUCUGCCAGCUCUGGACUGCUGUGUUGCAGUCCUUUACAUGUCUCCCAGCUCCGGACUGCUGUGUCCGCCACUUGCGAGCAAUCCUUGACAUUUGUCUCCCAGCUCUGGGCUGCUGUGUCCGCCUCUGCCUUGCAAUCCUUUACAUGCGCCCUCUCGCUUGCAACACUUCACAUUUG